GCCUAACCAAAUGCCAAAUGAAUCAGUUCCAAUGUCGAUUAUGAAGUGCGCAAGUGUCCUCGUUUUAUGGCCUUUGCUGCAGACAGCUUUGGUCCUGGCAUCAGAGUCCUGUCUAUAUUGUCGCGGUAUUAACUGCCAGAGAAGCAGCUACCAAGCCACAGAACAAUGCGUGAAUCAGCUGGACGCGUGUAUAAGUGUCUUCCAGGGCGGCAUGAUUCAGGCUCAGGGCUGUCUGGAAAUGCUAGAAGACAGCUGGAGGCAACAUUGUGAAAACCAACAGAAAAAUAAUGCACAAUGUGAGAUUUGUGUGACCGACAAAUGCAAUAAUGCGGCUUCCAGUCGGCUUUCAUGUUUGCAGUGCCUGGACACUGAGGAUGAACGUUGUAGCACUGCACCCGAGCAGCUUACGCCACAAACCUGUGCAAUAUCUCACAGUGGACGCAAUCUUUGCUAUGCCAGCAUCAAGGAUCAACGAAUCCAACGAGGUUGCUCUCUCACCAUGUCUGAGCAGCGCUCUUGUCUAGCCGAUGUCAAUUGUCAGCUGUGCGAUCCUUCAGAAAUCCCAAAUUGCAAUAAUCAGCUCAUCGUAGAAACUAUUGUGACAACAGAGCCACCGACGUCAACUAGCAGCAGCACUAGCAGCAGCACCAGCAGCAGCACCAGCAGCAGCAGCACCAGCAGCACCAGCAGCAGCACCAGCACCAGCAGCAGCACCAGCACCAGCAGCAGUACCAGUACUUCUUCGACGACCUCAACAACCACAGAAGUACCCACCAACCCCCCUACGGCCAAACCUAAUGGCGCUUCAAGCUUUGGUGUUGAAAACGCUUUUGCUUUUCUGGCUGUUUCUCAGCUGGUUUUUAUUAUUAUAUACCUGUAAUAAAUAACGCCGGGAAAUUACGCUGUGUUAAAUUCUA
Messenger RNA from Drosophila innubila, 917 nucleotides. RefSeq lists its product as uncharacterized. Gene Ontology annotation, cellular component: membrane. The record is from RefSeq and is a predicted model, not a curated record. The transcript is spliced from 2 exons. NCBI's taxonomy places the organism in Eukaryota, Metazoa, Arthropoda, Insecta, Diptera, Drosophilidae. The coding region runs from base 11 to 880 and encodes 289 amino acids.